AUGGCCGAAACUGACCUACCUGAAGAUGUUAUGGUGAAUAUUCUGUGUUGGUUGCCCGUGAAAUCCUUGAUCAGGUUCACCUCCGUUUUGAAACGAAGGUGUUUCAUCAUCUUAUCAGACCCCAAAUUCGCCGCAUCUCAAUUCAAAGCAGCUCGUCAGCAGAAAACCCUAGGUCGCAGACUCAUUUUCUCCACCGACGCCCCUCAACUCGAAUCAGUAGACUUGGAUGAUACACCACCGUAUGGCAGAAAGCUCAGCUUCCCUUUCGAGCAAACGGAGGACAUUGAUGUCAAGCUACUCGGCUCCUGCAAUGGGUUGGUGUUUGUAGCCGUUGAUGAUACCAACUUCUACAUCUGGAAUCCAUCAACCGGAGUCUCCAUGCAGUUCCCUGAGCCAGGUUUUUAUGACGCUAAAGGACUUCAAUGUUAUGGUGUUGGCUAUGUGUCUGCCACCGAUGACUACAAAGUUUUCGCAGCUGCAUACCACAUGGAGGAAGAGGAAGAUGUGAUGAAGAUGUUCUCGUUGAGAACCAACGUUUGGAAAGCAAUCCAACAUCCUGGUCAGGAAGCCGGUUCUACGGCAACACUUUUGAAUUUGACACUUCAUUGGGUGAGCUGGAAAGUAAUUCUUGCUUUUGAUUUGGCACAGGAGGAGUUCACGACUAUGCGUCUGCCUGUUAAUGCCCAACCAGAUUAUGAUGUAGAUAUUUUCCCCGAUCUUAUUGGGGUCUCUAAGGGAUGCCUGUGUAUAAGUGUUCAUGCGAGGAGAGUUGGUGGCUCUGUCGAUUUCUGGGUCAUGAGAGAGUAUGGAGUCUAUGACUCGUGGACUAGCUAUACAUAUACUCCCGCCGACGGCCUAGGCCUGUACCUACGUUUCUUGGUCUUUGAAAGUUGUACAGUUGCUGUAAAAAAAGGUGGGAGUCAUACCAGGUUGUUGUUGGUAAAGAUUGAUCAGGAACAAGAAACGGAACUUGGCAUGUAUAUGCAUCAAGGCUACUGGCAUUACGGGUUUGACAUGAUUCCACAUGAAGAUAAUCUACUUUGGAUUACUGAUGUGGCUGUACAAGAACAACGGAGUGUGUCAGCAACUGCAACUGGAUCCACUGUUGGUGACUCGUCACCUCUUGAUGAUGGAUUGCUUCCAAAGGAAGGGCCUGAUCAUGAGGAUAAGUUCGAGUCUCUGGGUCUCCAAAUCCAGCGUAUCCCUUUAGAAGUUGAACCUGGAAGCCUACCUAUGAGUCCAUCAUUAGCAGAAACAGAGUUCCACCUUGAAGAUGAUAUCAUGGAGGUUCCUAGUACUGUUGAGCACCAAUACAUACCAAGCUUCAUAAGAGGUUCCCCACAACCUAAAAUGAAUCAGAUGGAUGGAACAGUUUCUGAGAAUCUGCCGUCAUUAAGGAAUGGCUGCGACGAAGUUGUUUGUUUUUCGCUGCAGUUGGAUAACAAUGAGGCCAAGAGACGACGUUCGGAUACUUCAAUAUAA
Messenger RNA from Fragaria vesca subsp. vesca, 1482 nucleotides. RefSeq names its product F-box protein CPR30-like. The transcript is spliced from 2 exons. Lineage: Eukaryota; Viridiplantae; Streptophyta; Magnoliopsida; Rosales; Rosaceae. The coding region runs from base 1 to 1482 and encodes 493 amino acids. Gene Ontology annotation, molecular function: protein binding. The record is from RefSeq and is a predicted model, not a curated record.